AUGUCGAAAACAACUCCGGUACCUGUUCGCACUACCGCGUUUGAACCCUACAUGCGAGCCGCAAUAGAGAAAGUAUACCACUACACUCCAUCAGCGAUCUUCAAACCACAUCCAGGAUACGCAGCGGCUCCUAACUUACGAAGCGAAGUUACAAACACUAUAAUCCUCUUCACCGGUUCCUUCAACCCGCCGCAUCUUGGACACAAACUGUUGCUAACGCACGCCUUCUUCCGAUCAUCGUUUGAAAACGCCGUUGCUGCUACAAUCCUCCCUGGGCCUAACCCCAACGAGAAGGAAGAUUAUUUGGACGAAAAGUUCCCGCAAGCGUUGGAAGAGGCAAUCUCCAAAGACGGUUUCCGCGUCUCGCCUGUAACUGUUUGGGGCGUAGAUUGUCUGGACAGCACUACCGAGUUGCAGCAUCGCGGUGAGCUCUGGGAGGAAUCGGUAUUUAGCGACGCAGGGAGGGCGUUAGAACAACAUACGGACAACGGUACGCCUGUGAAACUUCAUCAUUACCUGAACUGGAAGAUUCAAUCUGAAGUAUAUGAGCGGCUGCUUGCACGAAUCGAGCAAGGCGAGUUUGCCACCCAGGUCAUAACACAGCUCCUUUAUCCUCUCCAGGCACAGAUAAUCGAACGUGACUUCCAGAAACCAGAGGAUUUAGAAAAGCAAGCGCGAAAUGUUCUUUCUGUUUCUCUUCGGGAAAGCGGUCACCCAUGGAUAUGUAAGAAUAGGAAGGAUCCAGAGAUCGUGGUUCGGUUUGUCCCCGCUCGUAGCCUGUUACUUGCUCAGGGUAUGUCGGAUCUCAGCUCGGCUUAUAUCCGAAAUAUUGUUGAAAUUCAUGGGCCCGAUGGAGCUGGUGAGAUUCUGGUGGAUGCUCUCACUGGGAAGGCUCUGAACCCAAUCAUAUUUGAGUCUAUGCUGGAAUCGAAGCGAAGGAUAGAAUAG
Pyrenophora tritici-repentis Pt-1C-BFP is the source of this 948-nucleotide messenger RNA. RefSeq lists its product as uncharacterized. Lineage: Eukaryota; Fungi; Ascomycota; Dothideomycetes; Pleosporales; Pleosporaceae. The record is from RefSeq and is a predicted model, not a curated record.